UUUAGUAUUCACAAGGAAAUUCAAUAAAAUGAACAGCAACAAUGUAAUACUUUUACCUCCUCCAGAAACGUGUGAACAAUAGAGUGUGCAAGAACAUCAAGAAUGUAAAAACCAUGACGGGAGGAAAAUCGCUUUUAUUUGUUUAGCAUCGCAUUUUAGUCACGCAGUGUUCAGCCAAUCACGUCGCCGGAAGGGUCGCCUCAUUUCCAUGCCGGCUACGAAGUGUUUCUAAAAUCCCAUUUCAGAGCGUUUGAAGGGUUCGGAGGCGUAAUAUAUGGCAAUAUUCACGUCCGACAAGCCUUGAUCCCCUUUAUAUAAUUCAGAAGAGACUCGUGGGUGACAUUUCACGCUCAAGAGGCAAUUUUUGGAUGGUUGGUCAAGCGUUUUUUUGGUGCGAAUGCACUGGCUUUUACAGCGCGCGAGUUUUGAGUUGAUAAAUUGUUACAAGCAGUUGCCUCUAACCUACGGUUGGUAUCGGGAAGUUUGGAAUUUUGAAGAGUUGACAAUCACUCGAAGGCUUUACUGGAUGGAUUUUGCGUGUCGAGUGUGAAAUGGUGGACUUAGGAGGAUAUAACGUGAGCUUCGUGGGUUGUGUUUGUCGAGAUUCUUCACUGAAGUCGAGACUCGUACAAUUUUCAGCUGUUGGAUGCACUUUCAUUGCUCUGCGUUGUUGUCCAAGAUAGACACUGCGCGGCGUAAUAUUACGACGUUUUUAUUGCUGCUUUUAAAGCCCAAGUAGACUUAACUCCCAGUGCUAAAGCGGUUAAAGGUUUACAAGCUAAAAGGCACUAGAUGGCGAGCAAAACAUCAACUGAUUCAAUACCGAAAGACAGUACUACAACCAACACCACUACGAAUUCGAAUGGGCCAGAGCAAAAUGGUACAAAUAUUACAAAAUCCCGAGGUAUCGCGUCGAGCGAGAAUCAAAGAGAGUCAGCCGAUAUUGUUAGCGAUCCCCGUGCAAUACAGGCUACGGUGGGAACGAGCCUGGAGAAGCCACAUCCCCUUCGUAGCCCUGUCACCAAAAGACCCUCCUUGACUCGAGCGUUCACCGUCUCUGCCAUCUCUAUGGUUACGAACGACGAGGAUCUUCCUCCUCCAAGAAGCCGUCGCCUCAUGUACAAGGCUCCUCUAAGGCUCAAGUUCGCCCUCUCAUCUAAGAAUGCCGCUUGGCGACUUGAAGAUGACGACACAGACGACUCUAAGCACCAGUCCCAUGGGAGUAGUUGUACGGACGAGACGCCGUUCAGUUACACGGCCAGCGGUCUUUACUUCACCAGCGAACAGAGCAGGCGAGACAGUAGAAGGCUCAUAAAGAACGGCUUGCACACCGAGGGCGAGCUCUCAAGCAAGAGAAGUAGCUCAAGCGAGGGGUCAGAUCUGUCAAUCAACAGCAAAACAGGUAGUGGACUAGUCAGACUCGCGAGGAAGUUGAGUCAGCGCAGAGAACGCCGAUCACCAAUCACAGAAAAAAUAAACGUACGCUCUCAAAGUCUUGAGAACCUAUCAUCCCCGACCUCAAGCACACAGAGUAUCGACCGAGCAGUCAGCGGAAAGUCACCGAGGCUCUACCGAACACUGUCGAUGGGACAGAAACCCGUACCUCGACAACGCCUCGCUUCCGUGGAGAAUAGAUUCAGCGGUACAAACAAAGAUCAGGCCAAAGAGAAAUUAAAAAGAAGAAAAGAGAAUGUCUUAGAUGCUUUAAUAGAUGCAAUUGUUUGUCAAGAUGUCGAAGAAGUGAAAUCCAUUUUGGAGACUGAGGCUGUAAAUGUAAAUGGACAAAACGCUGAAGGGUUUGUACCCCUGGAGUUUGCCGUCAUGCUUGGUUUUCAUCACAUCGCCAAGAUGCUGCAGGCGUUUGGCGCUAAAGAAAGUUCAAGAGUACCCUUCCUAGACAAGCAUCUACGCAUGCUGUCAAACGAGGCCGAGCAAAGACUACAGGACCUGACGUUAGCUGUUGUCCACGUGACCAACUGCACCGCCUCCGAAAUCAAGGACAACGAAAGGCAGUUGAGGGAAUGGGAAUGGAGGCGACUUAUACUCAAGCGAAUGAUGAACGGUCUGAACAACGCCGACCCUCCCGGUAAACCGGGCAGCGUUACCGUGUCAGUGGGCUCAGAAGAUUCGCUGCUUGUGCGGUUCACCGAGAAUCUAAACGAAGUGGACGUUAUCAUAACUAAAUAUAAAAUUGAAUGGAGUCGAAACGAAAUGUUUGAUCCUAUCGAAGGAGAGUAUGUCCUCGAUGACCUCCGCUCGCUUGAAUAUACAAUACCCUCAUUACAGAAGUCCGUCAUGUAUUACGUCCGCGGAUGUUGCGGUAAUUUGAAGGGAUUCGGACCGUGGUUAGAAUCGACGCCUCCAUGUGUCAUGCCCUCCAGCUGGCACGAAGUAGAUGACUCCAAGCCUCGUUUUCAAGGCAGACUUGUCGUGAUUGACGAUCUGUUUAGUCGUGUCUGGAAAAGCCACGACCAGUUUACACCCCAACCCUCUCACGACUCAAACCGACCGCGCAGCGCAGUCACUAGCGGGGAGAUUGAUGGCGAAUUUGAGACCUCUCCCAAGUCGAGUCGAAGACAAGCGAUGAAAAAGAGCAUUUACAAGUACACUAACAUCUUCUUUCACUCCGCGCCAAAAUUCGCCAGGAAUAUGAAAAGGGGCGUGUAUCUCGCUACGCUGUUAUACUCGAGUGAAGAUCGCGUGAUGGUCACACACGAGGAAAACAUACCCGCGGUAGAAGUAGACGAUAACUACCCUACCACAUUCCUGCAAGACUUCUGCUGGCUGAUGAAGGUUGCGUGCACGUGGAAAGACGUCAAGAAGCUCAAGCAGGAAGUAGAGAAGAACUCGGCGUCCACUUCCGUGCUCUUUCGCUGUAAGCUGCUCUGCGCUGUCGAUGCCUUACAGAGCGCCCUCGGUCGACAGAAUCUUGGUCAGCUGCAUUACAAACCAGUCAAGGACCGCAACGGCAGUACUGUUAUCGUUGUCGUCAAUUACCUACACCACUCGAGUCUGUUUCGUCCUCGUAUUAUGUCCCUCAAGUGGACGUCUCUCAGCAAGCUUCAGAAGAAGCUCUCGUACCAGCCGGGUGAUCCACUAGAUCUGUGCUAUGCCUCGGACAUGCUUAUUACCACUGUUAAGGAAAAAGUAGAUUAUUUCCAGAAAAGUAGAAAACCCCUUGAGAGGGGGAUGUAUAUUGGUUAUCUUAAACUUCGUACGUUUGUCGAUGCCAUCCACGUGGUCGUCCAGGAAAGCAAUCCUAACGUCCUCCCACAUGUCAAGAUACGCGACAACCCUAAUGUGUCAAGAGAGGAGUGGCAAUGGAUACAAAGCUUGGACUCCUUAGGGCAAAGAAAGUACGAGCCGUCAAAGUCUGCGCAGGAGCUACAGCUACUUGUGGCACAAGCAGCGGAGAAGCUGAUGGACCAAGUCGGCGUCAGUAGAGACGCGGCAAAGUUGCACCGUAUCUACGAUCGUGAGGUGGUGGAAUUGGAUGAGAACGUGUCUUUCCUCAUCGUCUUCCCGCCCCCUGAAGACGUGUGCAGCGCUCCCGGACAAGUAGACACUUUGACCAGCAAGAAGGACUAUAUCUCGUUACCUGUACAGACUUUUGAAAUGAUCCAUAUGUGUACAUACCAAAAAGACUUCAUCUGCCAUUACUCCAGACUCUCGUCCGUGCUGGACAUGGAUUCAGUCCUCGCGCAACAAGCGCUUAGAGAGGCUUUUUCGUCUGGAGAGGUUGAAAAGGCAAAGCAAAGACAGAUCAAAUUAAUGGAGUUCCAAUUGGAGCUGGACGAGACGUGGAAGGGCAUGCGCUGGAUCCUCGAUGCUCUCCACUACGCACGUGACCGGCAAGUGCGCGGCGGGAUCCCGCUGGUCGAAGUGUUCAAGUUCUCACAUAAUAAUGGUGACGUAAUCAAGAACAAUGAGUGCUACACUUUGGAAGAACCAGGUGAAGGUCAUCAGUUGAAUCACGCUAAAGAUUCUGUGAUAAGAGUGUACUCAACCGGAGAAACGGGGCUGCCUGCAGGGGCCCAAGUGACGCUGUCAAUUACUCCAGCGACUACAGCUAAUGAGAUCGUCCGGACGGUAAUAAGAAGACUUGAAAAAACUUGCGACGAACGAGGGAAAUCGUACAAAAACGUCUCGGACGAAUCUAUAAAAGACUUUUGCCUGGUGGCUGUGUUCGGUUCCCAGGAAAAAUGCUUUCCUGAUAGUUAUAAAGUACUGCAAUUCCAGAACCCCUGGAAAAGAGGGAAGUUAUUUGUGAGGUUACGAUCCUCAGCAAUGGCAGCGACGGCAUUUGGUCAGGUCACAAGUGUGUGACAUAGAUCCUACCUAAGUGCGUGACACGAUCGAGUGCGUGACGCUUCGGGUGCACGUUAGCGUGACAGUCACAACACCAGCUUGUGGCAAGGUUAGAACGCAAGUAAUAAUGUUUCGACAACGUGCAGCACAUUGCAACUACACCAAAUAGACAACAGCAUCUAACAACCAUACGACCGGAAGGUACCAGCGACACCAUGGGACCUGAUCUUGCGACACCGAUACGCGCCAUUCCUUCGACGCCGAUACGAGCCGAUCUCUCGACACCAAUAUGAGCCGAUCAUUCGACACGGAUACGAGUCGAUUCGGCGACAAAGAUACGAGCUGAUCUCUCGACACGGAUACGAGCCGAAUCGGUGGUGCCAAACCACAAUGCGGGACAAAAUUACGAGGACUACGACUAAGUAAGAACUAGGAAUCAGUAAUGAAGUCUUUCCUGAAGACUUUCCUGAUUCCCAACGCUUUGAAUUUCAUGAGACAUUUCUGCCGUUUUACGUUCCAUAUUCGAGAGUCUGUUCGUGUUUUCUCGUUAAUUGAAUAAUGCGUAAUGUUGCUAGUUUUGUUAAGGCUUAAGUCAACUAAAAAGGAAAAAAAUAUUGUUAUUGUAUUUGCUCAAUUCUGCUCUGCGUUAGAUAAAAAUGCGACAUCCGGGGAUUUCCCUUAUUACCCACGGAUAAGGCCCGGCUACAGAGAGUCAGGCAACCGUCAUUUGGUGGUGGGUGUGUGUGGGGGGGAGAUUGAUCCCAAAAUGAGUACCCAUUAUUUAGCGCUAGUACCUAGCGUUAGUGGUACUAAAGUGUGUAUAAAGAAUUAUUCCGGAAUUUAUUACGUAUAAUGUGAAUGUUUUCCGAAGUUAAUAUGUACUUAUUUAUUGACGCGAAUUCAAAUUGUCAAUUAUAUGUAAUAAAAUGAGUUUUACAUUGA
Nematostella vectensis (starlet sea anemone) is the source of this 5250-nucleotide messenger RNA. Its product is annotated as ankyrin repeat and fibronectin type-III domain-containing protein 1. The coding region runs from base 793 to 4326 and encodes 1177 amino acids. The record is from RefSeq and is a predicted model, not a curated record. The transcript is spliced from 31 exons. Lineage: Eukaryota; Metazoa; Cnidaria; Anthozoa; Actiniaria; Edwardsiidae. Gene Ontology annotation, biological process: establishment of mitotic spindle orientation; signal transduction; regulation of establishment of bipolar cell polarity. Gene Ontology annotation, molecular function: protein binding. Gene Ontology annotation, cellular component: spindle.